CGUCGCGCGGCGCUGACGCCAAGGGCGCGCCGUAGCUGCGCGCGGCCUUUCCCCGCCCGCCGCCGCCGCCGCCGCCGGAGCCGCUCCCGCAUCCGCCGCUGGAUCCGCCGCCAUCGGGGCCGUACCGGGGCCGCGCAGAAAAUUAAAAAAUGGCGAAGUUUGUGGCACCCGUGAUCCAGGACAACCCCUCCGGCUGGGGCCCGUGUGCUGUGCCCGAGCAGUUCAAGGACAUGCCGUACCAGCCCUUCAGCAAAGGAGACCGCCUGGGCAAGGUGGCUGAUUGGACAGGAGCUACGUACCAGGAUAAAAGAUACACAAACAAGUACUCGUCACAGUUUGGCGGCGGAAGCCAAUAUGCCUAUUUCCACGAGGAGGAUGAGACCAGCUUCCAGCUGGUGGACACGGCCCGGACGCAGAAAACAGCGUACCAGAGGAACCGCAUGAGGUUUGCUCAGAGGAACCUUCGGAGAGACAAGGACCGUCGGAACAUGCUGCAGUUCAGCAUGCAGACACUGCCAAAAAGUGCCAAGCAGAAGGAGAGAGAUCGUUUGCGCCUACAGAAGAAGUUUCAGAAGCAGUUUGGAGUGAGGCAGAAGUGGGACCAGAAAUCACAGCAGAAACCUCGUGACUCCUCUGUUGAAGUUCGCAGCGAUUGGGAGGUGAAGGAGGAGAUGGAUUUCCCUCGGCUGAUGAAAAUGCGCUAUCUGGAGGUGUCAGAGCCACAGGACAUAGAGUGCUGUGGAGCCCUAGAGUACUACGACAAAGCCUUUGACCGCAUUACGACAAGGAACGAGAAGCUCCUGAGGAGCAUUAAGCGCAUCUUCCAUACCGUCACCACUACGGAUGACCCAGUUAUCCGAAAGCUGGCCAAGACACAAGGGAAUGUAUUUGCCACAGAUGCCAUCCUGGCCACACUGAUGAGCUGCACUCGUUCUGUCUAUUCCUGGGACAUCAUUGUCCAGAGAGUUGGAUCCAAGCUUUUCUUUGACAAGAGGGACAACUCAGAUUUCGACCUCCUGACAGUGAGUGAAACAGCCAAUGAGCCACCACAGGAAGAGGGCAACUCUUUUAAUUCUCCACGCAACCUGGCCAUGGAAGCUACCUACAUCAAUCAUAACUUCUCCCAGCAGUGUCUGAGGAUGGGAAAGGAGAAGUACAAGUUUCCCAACCCAAACCCCUUUGUGGAGGAUGACAUGGAUAAAAAUGAAGUAGCCUCUGUUGCAUACAGGUACCGAAGGUGGAAGCUGGGAGAUGAUAUAGAUCUCAUUGUCCGCUGUGAGCAUGAUGGAGUGAUGACAGGAGCUAAUGGAGAAGUGUCAUUCAUCAACAUCAAAACACUGAACGAGUGGGAUUCGAGGUAUUGCAAUGGGGUGGACUGGCGCCAGAAGCUGGACUCUCAGAGAGGGGCUGUCAUUGCCACGGAGCUGAAGAACAACAGCUACAAACUGGCCCGCUGGACAUGCUGUGCACUGCUGGCUGGAUCAGAGUAUCUUAAACUCGGGUACGUAUCCCGUUACCACGUGAAGGAUUCUGCCCGCCACGUGAUCCUGGGCACACAGCAGUUCAAGCCAAAUGAAUUUGCCAGCCAGAUUAAUCUGAGCAUAGAGAAUGCCUGGGGCAUCCUGCGAUGCGUCAUUGACAUCUGCAUGAAGCUGGAUGAGGGGAAGUACCUCAUCCUCAAGGACCCCAACAAGCAGGUGAUCCGCAUCUACAGUUUGCCUGAUGGCACCUUCAGCUCUGAUGAAGAUGAGGAGGAUGAGGAGGAAGAAGAGGAAGAGGAAGCGCAAUUGAGGGAACGUGAUGAAGCUUUUCUGAAGUGACUCUUGAAGCUGAGCAAUCACUGGCUGGUCUGGAUGUGAGUUUUGGAGGAUCAGUGGUGCCCAGUGGACAACUGCUGCCUUCCCUUCGCUGCCUGAAACCGUGUCUGGUGUGAGAUCUGUGUAUGCUCCACUGACAGAGGGAAGCCAUUUAUCCUAGAGCUCUUGCUUCUGUGAUAGGAAAGAUAUCUCCCAGGUUAUUUUUAGGCUGUAAGCUUAGCCUGGCUGCUCUGGAUUUUAUUAUGGAAAUGUUAGUUGGGUUGCUGCGUAAUUAGGAAUGUAAAUUGUGUAUGACGAGUGUGUGGUCAUGGCUGAUGAGCAGGUUUGUUGGGAAGCUGGACAGAGGCAAGGAGUCACUUGGAGGUGGGACAAAUCUUCCAAAGUGACAGCCUUGGUUUUUUGUGUUCCUUGUGGCAUUUCCUUGACAGCAAGGGUUUAA
Serinus canaria (Common canary) is the source of this 2256-nucleotide messenger RNA. RefSeq names its product eukaryotic translation initiation factor 3 subunit D (gene EIF3D). The transcript is spliced from 15 exons. The record is from RefSeq and is a predicted model, not a curated record. Gene Ontology annotation, molecular function: translation initiation factor activity. Lineage: Eukaryota; Metazoa; Chordata; Aves; Passeriformes; Fringillidae. Gene Ontology annotation, biological process: translational initiation. Bases 150 to 1820 code for a protein of 556 amino acids. Gene Ontology annotation, cellular component: cytoplasm; eukaryotic translation initiation factor 3 complex.